AGCUGAACUCAUUCGAGCAGCUGUGCAUCAACUACACCAACGAGAAGCUGCAGCAGCUCUUCAACCACACCAUGUUCAUCCUGGAGCAGGAGGAGUACCAGAGGGAGGGCAUCGAGUGGAGCUUCAUCGACUUCGGCCUCGACCUGCAGCCCUGCAUCGACCUCAUCGAGAGGCCGACGAACCCCCCUGGUAUCCUCGCUCUGCUGGACGAGGAGUGCUGGUUCCCCAAGGCCACCGACAAGACCUUUAUAGACAAGGUCCUCCAGGAGCAGGGCACACACACCAAGUUUCAGAAGCCGCGACAGCUCAAGGACAAAGCGGACUUCUGCAUCAUUCACUACGCCGGGAGG
Messenger RNA from Plectropomus leopardus (leopard coralgrouper), 350 nucleotides. NCBI's taxonomy places the organism in Eukaryota, Metazoa, Chordata, Actinopteri, Perciformes, Serranidae. The record is from RefSeq and is a predicted model, not a curated record.